This is a messenger RNA of Aureobasidium subglaciale EXF-2481, 847 nucleotides long. RefSeq lists its product as uncharacterized. The coding region runs from base 215 to 652 and encodes 145 amino acids. Lineage: Eukaryota; Fungi; Ascomycota; Dothideomycetes; Dothideales; Saccotheciaceae. The record is from RefSeq and is a predicted model, not a curated record. The transcript has a single exon.
CUAUCCCAACGACUGCGCGUCCCAUACCUUCACGUACUACCCCCAACAUCCAUUCUCUUUGACUACAACAGCAACAUGUCCAAGUUCCAUCACUGCCCAGGUGUAUGGGGUGGUAAGCCUGGCAACUGUCGUAGACUCAUCAAGAAGUUUGGUGUCUCACACUGUCCUGUUCACCAGACUGUCUGCUCUACGCACAAGCGCAAGCAUCUAACUGAUGAGACGUGCCGCAAGUGUUAUCGUACCGCUACUCAAACUUCUGGCCCCGGUAAAAAGUCCAAUCGAUAGAGCUGGCCUUCACCAAAACUCGUCUGCUGAGCUGGACCACGACGGCUCCACUGAGCCUCAACUUUCUGGCACUGUCAGGGAGCCUCAAUCCGUGGAGUUGGCGGCAAGCGUUCCCAAGCUUUACUCCCUGAAAUGCGAUCCCUCGGUAAAGUUCUCGACAGGCAGGUCCUUCGCUAACGGAAACACGAAAGCCUCGGGCAACGGCAGUCCUUAUUCCAUGGUCUCUGAUAUCGCUCUCCUAACGUUUCCGGUCUUCCUCGUAUCGCGGGUGUAUGUUCCGUUUUACCCUUGCGCUACCUCAUUUCGACAUUCUGAUAUCGAAGUUGCUGUUUUCUUUCGGGCAUCUCAGCCUUCAAUUCGGCGUUAGGAGUUAUGGUUGUAAUCAUCUGGCUCUUCCAUGUAAAGGGCCGUUUUCAUAGGUGGACUGUUGGUUGUCAUGUCGUGUGUUCAAAAUCGGGUUCUAGAGCAGGAGCAAUGUUGAAGUUGACGAAUUAAAACUCUUUCCAAAAAUCGCUCGUGUGUGGUUCGUUCUUUCUUUGAGGUGCAGUUGCUCGUCAUCUUC